CCCGAACCUCUGGCAGCAGCCAGCGUCCCGAGGGCGGGGUUCAGGUGCUGGUACCGCCUUGCCAGGUACAGCCUGGCGCGCGGCACCUCCGGGCCACGUGGCGCUGGGCUGGGCCCGGCGAGCAAGCCGCCCGGGGCAGAGGGGUUCUCCACACACAGACUGACAGAAGCCAGCUUCCACAAGAAUGGCCCAGACAUCUCAAGUUCAGGAACUCUUUCACGAGGCAGCCCAGCAGGAGGCCCUUGCCCAGCCUCAGCCCUGGUGGAAGAUCCAGCUGUUUGUAUGGGAGCCAGUUCUGUUUGGGACAUGGGAUGGUGUAUUCACAUCCUGCAUGAUCAACAUUUUUGGGGUUGUUCUCUUCUUGAGAACUGGCUGGCUGGUGGGAAACACAGGAGUGCUCAUGGGCAUGUUUCUGGUAUCGUUCGUCAUUCUGGUAGCCCUGGUCACUGUGCUGUCUGGCAUUGGUAUCAGCGGGCAUUGCAGUGUUGGCAGUGGUGGCGUCUACUCCAUGAUCUCUUCUGUCCUCGGUGGCCAGACUGGAGGGACAAUUGGGUUGCUGUAUGUAUUUGGACAGUGUGUUGCAGGUGCCAUGUACAUCACUGGUUUUGCAGAAUCCAUCUCAGACUUGCUGAGCCUUAGGAAUAUCUGGGCUGUGCGAGGAAUUUCAGUUGCAGUGCUUCUGGCCUUGCUGGGGAUUAACCUAGCAGGUGUCAAAUGGAUAAUUCGUCUUCAGCUGCUACUGCUGUUCCUGCUGGCUGUAUCCACACUGGACUUCGUAGUGGGCUCUUUCACACACCUCGACCCAGAACAUGGCUUUAUUGGAUACUCACCGGAACUGCUACAGAACAACACUCUGCCAGAUUACAGUCCUGGAGAGUCUUUUUUCACUGUCUUUGGAGUGUUUUUUCCAGCAGCUACAGGAGUCAUGGCCGGCUUCAACAUGGGGGGCGACCUCAGGGAGCCUGCUACCAGCAUCCCCCUGGGCUCCCUAGCAGCUGUUGGCAUCUCGUGGUUUCUGUAUAUAGUUUUUGUCUUCCUGCUUGGCGCAAUCUGCACUCGAGAGGCACUUCGAUAUGACUUCAUGAUUGCUGAAAAGGUGUCCCUAGUGGGCUUCCUUUUCCUUUUGGGCUUAUACAUCUCAUCCCUGGCCUCCUGUAUGGGAGGACUCUAUGGAGCCCCCAGGAUCCUGCAGUGCAUUGCCCGGGAGAAAGUAAUUCCUGCUCUGGCCUGUCUGGGUCAAGGGAAAGGGCCAAAUAAAACACCUGUAGCUGCCAUCUGCUUGACCAGCUUGGUGACCAUGGCCUUUGUCCUUGUGGGCCAGGUCAACAUUCUUGCCCCCAUCGUCACUAUCAACUUCAUGCUGACAUAUGUUGCAGUUGACUACUCUUAUUUCUCUCUGUCCAUGAGUUCCUGCAGCCUUCCCCAGGGGACUGAGUUAAUGCACAGGGAAGACAUGGGAGCUCUCCACUGCUCUGAGCACCUGCUCUUGCAGAAACCUCUCAGUUAUGGCUCUAAAGGUCUAUCCCAAAACAUCACUGAGGGCACACUGCUAGAAUUCACCAAGGACAUGGAUCAGCUCCUUCAACUAACCAGGAAGAAUGAGAGCAGUCAGUCAAGGCAAGGAGAGAAUGACAGAAUCCUAGAGAGGCAGAAGGAGAAACGGAAGAAGGCCACCAAGCAAACCCUACAAGAUAGCUUCCUCUUGGACCUCAAAUCCCCUGCUUCUGGUCCUGGAAAAUUACCCAUUGCCUCCAGGGAGCAGCAGGAGCCCAGCUGGAACAAGCAGACUUCUAGGAGUGAAUGUGUUUGGCCUGGGGGAGCAUCUGAAGAACAGUUUGUCCCUGAACUGAAUAACCAGCCUAGAUCCAAUAAUGAAGAUUUCUUCCUGAAAUCCAGGUUCCAGGAGCAAGAUAUCCAGAGGAGACCAAUACCUCUAUAUACUCACAUGUGCAACCCCUGGGUCUCACUAUUGGGAGCUGUUGGGUCCCUUCUCAUCAUGUUUGUGAUCCAGUGGGUCUAUGCCCUUGUUAAUAUGGGUAUUGCUGUUAUUGUGUAUUUCUACAUUGGUCAGACCAGCCCAGGGCUUCAUCUUGGGUCAGCCUCCAACUUCAGCUUUUUCAGAUGGAUGAGGUCUCUUCUGAUUCCUUCUUGCAGGAGUUUGCAAUCACCACAAGAACAGAUAAUUCUGGCACCCUCACUGGCUACGGUUGACAUGGAGAUGACUCAGCUCACUCAAGAGAAUGCUGACUUUGCCACUCGUGACCGAUACCACCACUCUUCCCUUGUGAGUCAAGAACAGUUGAUGCCUCUGUACUAGCUUAUGGAAUAUUCCAUACUGGGCAUCCAUGGGACCCUUCUCUCUUACACUUUUGGUCCAGUGGACUUGAAUCCCAGAAAUUUUGUGGAGCUGGUUCUCCUGGGUCAGAAACUCAAAGAUUUGUCCUUCUAUAACCAUUUGGACAGAGAAAAUCUGUGUUCUGCUCUGGAGCACUAUAUCUAAACAGAGUAACUGCUGGCACAGAGGCUGCCUCAUUCAGUCUUCAGAGCUCUGCACCUAGAAGUGCAGUAUGUCUCACCAGAUCAGACUGUUUGUUCUGAGCAUCACAAUAAAUGAGUGUUUGAAUUGUA
Messenger RNA from Erinaceus europaeus (western European hedgehog), 2628 nucleotides. RefSeq names its product solute carrier family 12 member 8 (gene SLC12A8). Lineage: Eukaryota; Metazoa; Chordata; Mammalia; Eulipotyphla; Erinaceidae. The record is from RefSeq and is a predicted model, not a curated record. The coding region runs from base 185 to 2317 and encodes 710 amino acids. Gene Ontology annotation, molecular function: potassium:chloride symporter activity. Gene Ontology annotation, cellular component: membrane. The transcript is spliced from 14 exons. Gene Ontology annotation, biological process: potassium ion homeostasis; cell volume homeostasis; potassium ion import across plasma membrane.